Chaetura pelagica (chimney swift) is the source of this 1617-nucleotide messenger RNA. RefSeq names its product acid-sensing (proton-gated) ion channel family member 4 (gene ASIC4). NCBI's taxonomy places the organism in Eukaryota, Metazoa, Chordata, Aves, Apodiformes, Apodidae. The coding region runs from base 1 to 1617 and encodes 538 amino acids. Gene Ontology annotation, cellular component: membrane. Gene Ontology annotation, molecular function: ligand-gated sodium channel activity. Gene Ontology annotation, biological process: sodium ion transmembrane transport. The record is from RefSeq and is a predicted model, not a curated record. The transcript has 10 exons.
AUGCCGAUUGAAAUCGUGUGUAAAAUCAAAUUUGCCGAGGAGGAUGAGAAGCAAAAGGAGAAAGAAGAAGGGGAUAAGGAGAGCCUGAUCGAGGAGCCCGCCCGGCCCCGCUCCCGGGACCUGGCUGCCUUUGCCAGCGCCAGCACCCUGCAUGGCCUGGGACACAUAUGCCAGUCGGGGCGUCUGGGCGUGCGCCAGACCCUCUGGGCAUUUGCCUUUGUGGCCUCGCUCGCCUUCUUUCUUUACCAGGCGGCCAAGUCUGCUCUGCUUUACCUGGAGCACCCCCACGUCAUGGCCCUGGACGAGGAGGCCAUACGUGAGAUGGUCUUCCCUGCCAUCACCAUCUGCAACAUCAACCGCUACCGCCACUCAGCGCUCACUGACGCCGACAUCUUCCACUUGGCCAACAUGACCGGGCUGCCCCCCAAGGACCGGGAUGGCCACAAGGCCACAGACCUGCUCUACCCUGACCCCGACAUGGCUGACAUUGUCAACCGCACCGGCCACCAGCUUGACGACAUGCUCAAGAGCUGCAACUUCAGUGGCGAGAACUGCUCCUCUCGUGAUUUCACUGUGGUCUACACACGCUAUGGUAAGUGCUACACCUUCAAUGGGGACCGGAGGAACCCACGAGUGACUCGCCAGGGUGGCAUGGGCAAUGGGCUGGAGAUCAUGCUGGACAUCCAGCAGGAAGAGUACCUGCCCAUCUGGAGAGAGACCAAUGAGACAUCAUUUGAAGCUGGCAUCCGAGUCCAGAUCCACAGUCAAGAUGAGCCACCCUACAUCCAUCAGCUGGGCUUCGGGGUCUCUCCUGGCUUCCAGACCUUCGUGUCCUGCCAGGAGCAGAGGCUCACCUACCUGCCACAGCCAUGGGGGAACUGUCGGGCCAGCAUGCAGGGGGAGCAGAUGCUGCCUGGCUAUGACACCUACAGCAUCGCUGCCUGUCGCCUGCAGUGUGAGAAGGAGGCCGUGGUGCAGAGCUGCCACUGCCGCAUGGUCCACAUGCCGGGCAAUGAGUCCAUCUGCUCCCCCAACGUGUACAUCGAGUGUGCUGACCACACGCUGGAUGCAGCGGUGGAGGACAGUCAGGAGCGCUGCAGCUGCCCCACGCCGUGCAACCUGACACGCUACGGCAAGGAGAUCUCCAUGGUGCGCAUCCCCAACAAGGGCUCGGCGCGCUACCUCGCCCGCAAGUACAAUAAGAACGAGACCUACAUUCGAGAGAACUUCCUGGUGCUGGACAUCUUCUUUGAGGCGCUCAACUACGAAGCCAUUGAGCAGAAGAAAGCCUACGACCUUGCCGGGCUUCUUGGGGACAUAGGGGGACAAAUGGGCCUGUUCAUCGGUGCCAGCAUCCUCACCAUCCUGGAGAUCCUGGACUAUGUCUACGAGGUGAUCCGGGACAGGGUGAGCAGGGUCCUGCGUCGCUCCAAACCGCCCCUGAAGAAGCCCUCGGGCAGCAUUGCCACGCUGGGACUGGAGGAGCUCAAGGACCAGAGCCCCUGCGAGACGCUGGGCCGGCAUGUGGAGGGUGCCUAUAACACAGGCAUCCUGCCCAACCACCACCACCGCCACCACUACUCUCACCAGCCUGUCUUCGAGGACUUUGCCUGCUAG